UCCUCCUUUUUCCGCUUGGUUGGGGAAGGGAAAGCAGGGUAAAGGUUGCAUCGAGAGGCGAAGCCAAAAGCUGGGAGAGUUGCGUUGAGCGAUCUCGCUUCCGAAGCAGCCAUGGCAGAACAACCUAAGUCCCGUCAGGCACCUAUCAGCCCCGUAAAAAACUUCUUCGCUGGUGGCUUCGGAGGUGUCUGCUUGGUCUUUGUGGGACACCCACUGGAUACUAUCAAGGUCAGGCUACAGACUCAGCCGAAGCCUUUGCCAGGAGAGGCUCCUCUUUAUGCUGGGACCUUGGACUGUUUCAGGAAGACUUUUGUGAAAGAGGGCGUCCGUGGCUUGUAUAAGGGGAUGGCGGCUCCCAUUGUUGGAGUAACUCCCAUGUUUGCCGUGUGCUUCUUUGGAUUUGGCUUGGGCAAAAAGCUGCAACAGAAGACCCCAGAUGACGUCUUGACAUAUCCUCAGCUGUUUGCAGCAGGAAUGUUAUCAGGGGUGUUUACCACUGCAAUUAUGGCACCAGGAGAAAGGAUCAAGUGCCUACUACAGAUCCAAGCAGCCGCCGGUGAAAAAAAAUACGCGGGCCCCUUGGACUGUGCCAAACAAAUAUAUCGUGAAGCUGGCAUUCGAGGCGUGUACAAAGGAACAGCGCUCACACUCAUGAGAGAUGUUCCAGCCAGUGGAAUGUACUUCAUGACUUAUGAAUGGCUGAAAAAUAUUUUGACACCUCAGGGGCAGAGUGUCAGUGACCUCAGUGUACCCAGAAUCCUCUUUGCUGGAGGCAUGGCAGGGAUCUUCAACUGGGCUGUAGGAAUCCCUCCUGAUGUGCUGAAGUCACGAUUCCAGACAGCUCCUCCAGGGAAGUAUCCCAAUGGCUUCAGAGACGUCCUGCGAGAGCUUGUUCGAGAGGAAGGAGUGUUGUCUCUGUACAAGGGAUUCAACGCUGUGAUGAUCAGAGCCUUUCCUGCCAAUGCAGCAUGCUUCCUUGGCUUUGAAGUUGCCAUGAAAUUUCUUCACUGGAUUGCGCCAGGUCUUUGAUGACCGAAAAGUAUUUUCCUAAAGGAAACCGAGGGCAAGGAAAAUAACUGCAUUGGAGGAGAAAAAUCAGAAUUAUGAAAUAAGCUAUAAAUUGACUCAUUUUUUAAUUAAUCUUUUUGCCUUACGCUUUCUGGGUGGUGCCCUUUUGCCGUUCGGAAUCUUGAGCCAAAUCUCCUUCUGUGGAGAAAUUCAAGAGGAAUUCACAACAACACUCUUGCCUUCUCAAUACAAAAGUACCAUGCCGUUGAUAGAAGACCUUGCCGCUAUUAACAGGUAUCGAUGUUUAAUCCCCGUCCCCCUCAUUUUCCUGUGCUGAAUAAAGGAAAAUGAUUUUAAUUUCCCUUUUUAUAUUAAUUAAAAAAAUAUGCAUUUCUGGUUAUAGUACCAAGGACAUUCCUAGAACCAUUAUGGGAUGUUUGGAACUGGCCAUAAUGCACUUAAUUCUCAGGACAGAAUUUAAGUAAUAGAUAAAACUGAUAUUAAAAAACAUUUGAUUGCACUUGCAGGUAUUUGGUGCUAUUUACCAUGGUUUCUUCUUAGUUCCUGUGGAAUGAAUGGGAACAUCUGAACAGUUUUGUAUUUCUGUUCAUGCCUUAUUCAUGCCCUAUUAGUCCUUGCUUAUACAACACAGUUGUAGUAUGUAUUGACUGUGUAAGCCUCAUUUUAUUGCCUUGUGGUCUCUGACCCAAAAUCCAUGGCAUACAAUUGCUUCUUUGACGUAAUGAAUAUAAAAAGAAAGCCACUAAGAGAAUAAUGCAAAAAUUAAAGAGCCUUAAAGUCACCAAAUAUAAAUAAGUAUUAAAUUAGUGAAGACCUGCUAUGUGUUUGUAUAUAAUGAAAAACCUCAAAUAGCAGAAACUGUGGGGUAAAUCCCAAUCACUUUGGCUGGAAUGGACAGUCAGUUAUAAAAAAGCCUUUCUCUAAAUUCAGCUUUGGUCCUUUCUGGAUAACUAAUGAUAUCUUGAGAGGCAGCUUUACAAGAGGUGGACAAUCUUCUUGUACAUGGCAUGCCAGAUAUUAUGUAUUUUGGUAUUCCUGGUACCUAGGAAUGUACUGCAGUGGUUCCAAAGCAAUUUGUGUUCCAUCCCAGCAAGCUCUAAAGUUGGAGGAGGAUAACUUAACUACAAUGCCAUUCUGUUUUAAUGUGAUCCCCUUUCAUACCCACUCAUAUAUGGGUUUUUAAGUACAUACCAUGUACAAACAGUGUUUACAAAAUGUUUCACUGGAACAUGUUUAGAACUCAAUAAAAGUUGUACAUUG
This is a messenger RNA of Thamnophis elegans (Western terrestrial garter snake), 2289 nucleotides long. It is a transcript of the gene SLC25A20, whose product is annotated as solute carrier family 25 member 20. The transcript is spliced from 9 exons. Gene Ontology annotation, cellular component: mitochondrial envelope. Gene Ontology annotation, molecular function: O-acyl-L-carnitine transmembrane transporter activity; low-density lipoprotein particle binding. The record is from RefSeq and is a predicted model, not a curated record. Gene Ontology annotation, biological process: carnitine transmembrane transport; mitochondrial transport; positive regulation of neuron projection development. NCBI's taxonomy places the organism in Eukaryota, Metazoa, Chordata, Lepidosauria, Squamata, Natricidae. Bases 112 to 1029 code for a protein of 305 amino acids.